Molecule: messenger RNA, 752 nt
Organism: Emiliania huxleyi CCMP1516
Lineage: Eukaryota; Haptophyta; Isochrysidales; Noelaerhabdaceae
Exons: 1
Coding region: 28-621 (197 amino acids)
Source: RefSeq, a predicted model, not a curated record
UCGCCCUCACUGGCCCUCACCUGUAGUAUGCUCCUUGCACUCCCUCUCGCCAUCGCCAUCUCCCGUACUGGCCUCUGUCAGCCUGCAGCGAUUCGCGCCUGCGGCGAUACGCGGGCGGCGAUUCGCGCCUGCGGCGAGCUGCCUGAGCUUCCCGAGCGCGGGCCGGCAAUCACGACCGAUCGUGCAGAGGUGGAGAGCGUGCGUCGUGUGUGGGCGCUCAUAUUCAACCCGCGCAGCGAUAACGAGGGCAUCUACAGCCGCAGCAGCGGCAGCUCCGAGCUAGUUCUCUGCUUUGAGGACGAGGAGGGUGCCGAGCGGUAUGCAACACUGCUCGCGGCGCAGGACUUCCCGGAGGCGACGCGGGUGGCGAUGGACACUUCGACGCUCCUCGAAUUUUGCGACGAGGGAGGCUUCUCCCUCGGCCUCGUCCGCAGCGGGCAGGUUGUGCUGCCACCCGAGGCAAACGUAGGAACGUUUGCGUGGUCCCCGGGUGCGAGCGAGGAGGGUGCGGCGCUGGGCGAGGAGGACCCGAGUGUAGAUGAGUCGAGGCGGGCCCUGGAGAGGCUAUUUUCGCAGAGCUCCGACGACGGGCAGUCGGAGGUCGGACCGGCUGAAUCGUGAAUGAGUGAGUUUCAAGUGUGAAGUGAGUGCAGAGACCAUCUCACGCAGGCCACAGCGAGGGCUCAGCUCCUCAGGGGGGAGCUUUCGAACCUUGUCCUUGAGUAGUCUGUGCUUAAAUAUAGCGUAGUUUC